GCGAGAAGGAGCCCGGCAUGCCGUACUUGGAUCGACAGAACCGUAUCUGCGGGUUCCUGGACAUCGAAGAAAAUGAGACCUGCGGCAAGUUUCUGCGGAGGUAUUUCAUCCUGGACACCCAGGCCAACUGCCUCCUGUGGUACAUGGACAACCCUCAGAACCUGGCCAUCGGUGCGGGUGCUGUCGGAUCUCUGCAGCUGACCUAUAUCUCCAAGGUUAGCAUCGCCACUCCGAAACAGAAGCCAAAAACUCCGUUCUGCUUUGUUAUCAAUGCUUUAUCUCAGCGUUAUUUCUUACAAGCCAGCGAUCAGAAGGACCUGCAGGACUGGGUGGAGGCACUGAACCGGGCCAGUAAGAUCACGGUGCCAAAGGGCGGCAGCGUCCCACCGGCCACGGAGAUUGCAAAGCCUCCAGUGGUGCCCCAGGCCCAGGAGAGGAAGCCCCAGGUAGCCUACAAAACCGAGAUCAUCGGGGGGGUGGUGGUCCACACACCCAUCUCCAUCAACCAGAACGGGGGGGAUGGAGGGGAAGGCAGCGAUGCGGCUGCCCACCCUCUGCUGCGACGCUCGCAGAGCUACAUCCCCACCUCUGCCACCAAACCACCCGCUGGUCCCCCUGUCCUCAAGAGUGGCUACUGCGUGAAGCAGGGGAAUGUGAGGAAGAGCUGGAAGCGCCGGUACUUUGUUCUGGAUGAAUUUUCCAUCAGUUACUACAAGUGUGAGCAGGACAAGGAGCCCUUGCGUUCGAUUCUCCUGAAGGAUGUCUGCAAGACCCACGAGUGCCUGGUCAAGUCUGGUGACCUCCUGAUGCGGGACAACCUCUUUGAAAUCGUAACGAGCUCCAGGACCUUCUACAUCCAGGCAGACAGCCCUGAGGACAUGCACAGCUGGAUCCGAGUAAUCACAGGAGCAGUCCAGGCCCUGAAAACCCGCCCGAGGGAAAUGUCCUUCCUGAGAUCCAGCUCCAUGGUCAAGUCCGGGGGCUUCUCGACCUCCUCCCAGCAGAGGCAGGCAGCGGAGGAGAGGAGAGCACUGUGCAAAGCCCCUUCCACCUCCUCCUGGCAGCCCUGGACGCCGGUGCCACAGGCAGAGGGGAAGCAGCCGGUGCUGGAGGAGGGGCCCGUGCCACUGAGAGACUCGGUGUUCAUGCCAGCCUUCACGGAGCGUGAUGCCAGAGUCACGCCGGGCAAGCGCGUGCGGCACAAGUCGGAGCCGCAGCAUCUCAAGGAGAAGCCGUUUGCCUUUGACCUGGACGAUGAAAGCAUCCGGACCUCCGAUGUCUGA
Cariama cristata (Red-legged seriema) is the source of this 1283-nucleotide messenger RNA. It is a transcript of the gene PLEKHA2, whose product is annotated as pleckstrin homology domain containing, family A (phosphoinositide binding specific) member 2. Bases 18 to 1283 code for a protein of 421 amino acids. NCBI's taxonomy places the organism in Eukaryota, Metazoa, Chordata, Aves, Cariamiformes, Cariamidae. Gene Ontology annotation, molecular function: PDZ domain binding. The transcript is spliced from 11 exons. The record is from RefSeq and is a predicted model, not a curated record. Gene Ontology annotation, cellular component: membrane; cytoplasm.